AUGCAGCCCCAAAUCUAUGGCCCAUCCCCCUACUUCUCCUCGCCCUUCAGCCACGCAUCCGAAUUCCUCGAAUUCGCCCAGCGCUCAGAGACAUUCAGGCGACACCCAGAAAUGCUCAAGGUGGAGUCUGACAUGGAGGACGUGGGGCAAGACUCAGCAGCUUUCUGGCCCGAGAAGAUGUUGGAGUGGGUGUGGAGCAGGCCGGGGGAAUAUCCAGAGUUGCAAAGAUGUGCGCAGGGGUCCGAGAAUGCGAUCCUGAGUAGCUGA
Parastagonospora nodorum SN15 is the source of this 267-nucleotide messenger RNA. RefSeq lists its product as hypothetical. The record is from RefSeq and is a predicted model, not a curated record. Lineage: Eukaryota; Fungi; Ascomycota; Dothideomycetes; Pleosporales; Phaeosphaeriaceae. The coding region runs from base 1 to 267 and encodes 88 amino acids. The transcript has 2 exons.